AUGUUUGGAACAUUUGGUCAACAACAAAAUAAUGGUAUGAAUGGUUUUGGUCAACAACCGAAUAACGGUAUGGGAGGUUUUGGAACAUUUGGCCAACAACAAAAUAGUGGUAUGGGAGGAUUUGGUCAACAACAAUCUAAUCCAUUGGGAGGAUUUGGUCAACCACAAUCUAACCUUAUGGGAGGAUUCGGCCAACAACAAAAUAAUGGUAUGAAUAGUUUUGGUCAACAACUGAAUAAUGGUAUGGGAGGUUUUGGAACAUUUGGCCAACAACAAAAUAACAGUAUAGGUGGAUUUGGUCAACAACAAUCUAAUCCAUUGGGAGGAUUUGGUCAACCACAAACUGGAAGUUCUUUUGUUAAAUACCAGGAAACAAUUAAAGAAGGAUCAAGUUAUAAAUCAAUCAACUUUAUGUCACAAUUCAAAAACAAGUCUUUAAUUGAAAUUCGAACAGAAGAUUAUAAAGCAAAUAAUGGAAAUAAACCUGUUCCUCAACAAGGAGGAAUGUUAGGUGGACAACAAAAUGGAUUUGGACAGCAACAAGGAGUGUUUGGUUCUCAACAAAAUGGAUUUGGACAACAACAAGGAGUAUUAGGUAAUCAACAAAAUGGCUUCGGACAACAAGGAGGAUUAUUUGGAGGUCAACAAAAUGGAUUUGGACAACAACAAGGAGUAUUUGGUGGACAACAAGGAGGAAUGUUAGGUAAUCAACAAAAUGGAUUUGGACAACAAGGAGGAUUAUUUGGAGGACAGCAAGGAGGAUUUGGACAACAAACACAAGGAGGAUUUGGAACAAAUGGGUUUGGUCAAACAAAUGGAUUCGGUCAACAAACACAAGGAGGAUUUGGAACGACUGGAUUCGGUCAAACAAAUGGAUUUGGGCGUUAA
Entamoeba dispar SAW760 is the source of this 888-nucleotide messenger RNA. RefSeq lists its product as uncharacterized. The record is from RefSeq and is a predicted model, not a curated record. The transcript has a single exon. Bases 1 to 888 code for a protein of 295 amino acids. Lineage: Eukaryota; Evosea; Mastigamoebida; Endamoebidae.